AUGGCUUUACCUGACAAUUCCAGUGGUGUUCCAGGAGAGGAACUGCCUUUCCCAGAGAUUAUUGAGCUAAAUGUCGGGGGCCAGGUCUACAUAACCCGGUACUCGACCCUCAUCAGUGUGCCAGACUCUCUCCUCUGGGAGAUGUUUAGCCAGAAAAGCACCAAGGGGCUGGCGCGCGACACGAAGGGACGUUUUUUCGUCGACCGAGAUGGCUUCCUGUUCCGUUACAUUUUGGACUACAUGCGAGAUCAGCAGCUUGUGCUUCCUGACCACUUCCCAGAGCGGGGGAGGCUGCAGAGGGAAGCAGAGUUCUUCAACUUGCCCGAACUUGUCAAACUGUUGGCACCAAAGAUCAGCAAGCAGAACUCCCUGGGUGACGAGGGCUGCCCAAGCGACCCAGAGGAGUCCUCCCCGAGCGCAGACGCCGCUCGUAGCCUGGCGUCGCUGGGAGCGGCCGCUGCGACCUGUGCCGGUCUGGGCGUGGGCGGGACUGAUGGCAAACGCUCUGGCUUCAUCACCAUCGGCUAUCGCGGGUCGUACACGCUCGGUCGCGACAGCCAGACGGACGCCAAGUUCCGGCGAGUCGCGCGGAUUAUGGUCUGCGGAAAGACCUCACUCGCCAAGGAGGUUUUCGGAGAAACCCUGAACGAGAGCCGAGACCCCGACAGACCUCCAGAGCGCUACACGGCCCGCUAUUAUCUCAAAUUCACCUUCCUAGAGCAAGCUUUCGAUAAGCUGGCAGACGCUGGGUUCCACAUGGUGGCCUGUAACUCCACUGGCACCUGUGCCUUUGCCCACGACCAGACCGAUGACAAGAUCUGGACCAGCUACACUGAAUAUGUGUUCUACCGUGAGUGA
This is a messenger RNA of Chanos chanos (milkfish), 858 nucleotides long. It is a transcript of the gene kctd12b, whose product is annotated as potassium channel tetramerisation domain containing 12b. The coding region runs from base 1 to 858 and encodes 285 amino acids. Gene Ontology annotation, molecular function: protein binding. The record is from RefSeq and is a predicted model, not a curated record. Gene Ontology annotation, biological process: regulation of G protein-coupled receptor signaling pathway; protein homooligomerization. The transcript has a single exon. Gene Ontology annotation, cellular component: signaling receptor complex. NCBI's taxonomy places the organism in Eukaryota, Metazoa, Chordata, Actinopteri, Gonorynchiformes, Chanidae.